AGAUCUACUGAACGACAGAAGCCAAGGCAAAAAGACGGCCCAGGAGCUACAGGAAAUCGGUUCCAUUCUCCACCACAUCCUCUCCUCCACGGAAGGUUCGAACCCGGCCCCUGAACCUUCCUUCAAGCACCCCUCUAGGACACGACUCUCGUUAACCCCCUCAGACAGACGGACAACCCUGGAGGAAAUGAGAGACUUUCUUUUAGAUAGACAGACGGAGAAAAAGUCUAUGAGAAAGUCAGGAGGAGGAGGAGGAUCAGGAGGAGGGGGAGGACACUCCUCUCCUCUCGACGCCAAAAAAGACGAGGAUGACUCGCUCCCUCUUGUGACGUCGAAGAGGGGAAGAGAAGGGAUGUAUGGGGCCAUGCCUCCCAUGAUAGAGUUAUGCAGAAUGAUGGGGCUACAGCGCUGCCACUGACCAGGUCACUCGUAGCAAAGACAUUACUUCUGACAAACUGUGCAUUUCUGGGACAUCUAUGACGUUAUGUAAUAAAAUAUUAUUACAUAUAAAUAA
This is a messenger RNA of Aplysia californica (California sea hare), 514 nucleotides long. RefSeq lists its product as uncharacterized. The record is from RefSeq and is a predicted model, not a curated record. NCBI's taxonomy places the organism in Eukaryota, Metazoa, Mollusca, Gastropoda, Aplysiida, Aplysiidae.